GGAAUAUUUCGGAUCAAAUUCGUCGCUCUAACUCGUCACCAAGGAAGCGCUGUAACAACACAAACAGGGCGCUCAUAUUUAACCACUUUAGACUUCGGAAACAUUCACAAUUCACCAGUUGGACGCCAGUGUGGUCAAACAGCAGACGUGACCUUUAGUUGAAUCGUAUCUCUGAGACAGAAGCUUCAACAUGGGAGUCAAGGAUGGAUUUAUGUCAGCCAAUGUCGCAACAAAAAUAGCUUUGUUUGUGAUACUCUUAGCAGAUGUCGUCAAUUGGAUUGCUUUCUGUACAACAUCCUGGCAAGUUAUUGAGUCAACCAAAUCGUACACAGGGCUGUGGAGGUACUGUGUCGGAGCAGGGGCAUGCAGUAUGCUCGAUGGGUCAACUGACGAUAACUUCGAUGCCAUUCAGGCUUUCGCCAUCUUUGGCUUUAUUGCACUGAACGUCGGCUUUCUUCUCAUCGUCCUGUACAUGUUCUGGGGAAGUUGCAAAGGAAACGCUGAAACUGGCAUUGCUUCAGCCAUCACUCUCUUUGUUUCAGCUGGCUGUUGGCUGAUUUCUGUGGCCAUUUUCGGUGACAAAUAUGAUGAGGCAGGAAGGUUCGGCUACUCUUACGCCCUGGCAGUAUGUGCUCUCAUCUUGGCUCUGAUUGGUGGGAUCAUCAUGAUCAUAGGUGGCCGAGGUAACAGCGCUGUCAGCUCGAAGUAAAUGGAAAAUGUAAAAAGAGAUGAGACGAGAUCUAAACUGUUGUAUAUUUAGAGAAUUUCCAUCGAAGCCAGUAUUUACAUUCACUAACACGCAGCACUAUAAAAUGUUACGAGCUAAAGUCUCGCAAUGUGAACCAAACGAAACAUAGAUGUACUGAAUCUCAUAUACAGACACAUUCGAAAAGCAUUCUCUGUUGUACAUUAUGUCUGUUUUUAUUUGUAUUCAUGCUAUUUAUUGACAAACUAACACACGUUUUAGCUUCUGAUUGAUUAUAAUGGAUUAUAACAUCAGGCAAACAUUACUUUUUACUUACAUAUAAACAUCAGUAAUGCUUCAGACGAAGAGGCAGAUUUAAAAAGCAUCAUCCUAAGCAAGCGUCUUUAGUUUCUUAUUAAAUAUAAAAAAUUGUAAGUUAAAUCAAAACAUUGGUUUAAGUUUAAUUCUUUUUAAAAAGUUUUAUAUAUGUACAGUUUUACUUUGUAACUUUUCCGUCCUUAUUUUAUUACUCAAACAAUGAUCUAUAUAUUUUGAGAUCAAUUAUAUAUCUAUAUUGCAAUGCAUUUAGAUGUUUAGGAUCGAAGUAAAUGUAUGUCUAGGAUAUAAAUAGGUUUAUGGAGAUUGUUAGAAAACGAUGCAAGUAAUUGAAGAAGUUAGUUAUGUUGUUUUUUUUUUUUCAUUUCAUUUGAUAAAACUUGCCUACAAAAGCUACACAUCUGUCUUAGCUUUUUUUAAAUAGUUUAUACAAAGAUUUAUCUACGCAUUGUAUUUUUAUUUAAUGUAACAGCCUUGAAUAUUUACGAUUUUUAAAAACAAAAGUAAAAUGUUUAUGAAUGUUAAAAUGA
This is a messenger RNA of Biomphalaria glabrata, 1551 nucleotides long. Its product is annotated as epithelial membrane protein 1-like. Gene Ontology annotation, cellular component: plasma membrane. Bases 191 to 709 code for a protein of 172 amino acids. The record is from RefSeq and is a predicted model, not a curated record. NCBI's taxonomy places the organism in Eukaryota, Metazoa, Mollusca, Gastropoda, Planorbidae. The transcript is spliced from 5 exons.